This is a messenger RNA of Jaculus jaculus (lesser Egyptian jerboa), 2695 nucleotides long. RefSeq names its product transmembrane protein 207 (gene Tmem207). Lineage: Eukaryota; Metazoa; Chordata; Mammalia; Rodentia; Dipodidae. The transcript is spliced from 5 exons. The coding region runs from base 100 to 522 and encodes 140 amino acids. The record is from RefSeq and is a predicted model, not a curated record.
AUGCAUGUUGUAGUAGAAAACACAGCAUAGAGUUAUACUAAGGCACUCUGGGAAAGAGAGAUCACAGAUUAAGCAAACGACGAGCUCAAUCUUUCUAGUAUGUCAAGAUUCAGACCUUUCCGUGUGACGUCCACAGUAUCAACAACAGGAGCUCUGUGCUUGCCACUGUUCCAGUUGGUGCUCUCGGAUCCACCCUGUGAAGACAAUGAAAUGUGUGUAAAUUAUAGCAAUCAGCAUCCUAAUGGCUGGUAUAUCUGGUUCCUACUGCUGAUUUUCUUGGUGGCUCUCCUUUGUGGCAUAGUGCUCUUCUGUCUCCAGUGCUGGCUGAAAAAGUCCAGAAGAGAUAACCCAAGAUGUACCGUGGCCAUUUUUGCUGUUGGAGAUUUGGACCCCAUUUAUGGUACAGAAGCAGCUGGGAGUCCUCUUCAAACUCAAAAUGCUGGAUUGCACCCCAUUCCAUGUUUUGGCACAUUAGGUCCCCCACCUCCCUAUGAGGAUAUUCUAAAAACAAGUCAAUUGUAGAUCUGCAUCAUCAACAGAAUAGAAACAUUUGUUACCCCAGAAGAUCAAAUUUAGGAAUAAUUCUUUCACUUAGUGGCAGUGCCUAGAGAUCUAUUCACUGGUCUUGACAAGCAAAAAGAGACAACAGGGUGGAUGUGAAUAAGGAUAUGGACAUGGGAAAGAGGCUGUGGUCCUGGAGGUGUUUUGGUGAUGAGUUAGUGGACUCCAGCCAGCACAGCUUUGCCAUUUCUUCAGUUAGACAACAAAGUUGGCAUUUCUUCAUUGGUACUCAAGGAGACAGAAACUGGGGCUGGGAAUCAUUUCCAUUAAGCUGAGUAGCCCAGGGCCUUGCACAUCACAUGUCUGUCUUCAGUUGUCUGUCCUUGAAAAGGUAUCAUAUUUUAACAAUGGCUCAAGACAAGCUUCAGGAAUGUCCAAUCCUGGAACCAGAAAGAGUUAGUGUAAAAGGUGAGACAAUGAAGAAAAAUAUAACUUUGGGACUUGAAGGAGGAAGUCAAAUGAAAGAGGAAAAUAUUGUAAGUCUAGUUCAAGGAGUUUUUAUUACUCAGUUGGAGGAAGAAGAAAGUGUAAACAGAAUGUAACUACAAGCCUAGGAGAUAACUCGAGGCAUGAGCCAUGUGUAAUCUCAGUGUGGGAGGAGAGAGAGAAGGCUUUUAUCUUACUGGCUGAAUGUGAACUUGGCGGCUCACAGUCUUUCUCUCACCCCUCAGAUUUGGCAUUUUUUAUAGCACUGUCAAAAGAAAGCUUGGCUCAGAGGCUACUUUUCAGGUUGCUGCUCUGGCUGCAGAAGUGGCCUUGAGACUUCUUCAGUGCCAUAUCAUAUUCAGCUAACAAAUCUUUGCCUUAAGACACUUGACAUAUACUUUCACUGAUCAACAGAUAUUUCAAAUUUGACUUUGCAAAACUUAUUUCCUAAUCUUUUCCCAAAUCUACUUUUUGACAAACCUUUUCCAGCCUUCCUGUUUCUCAGGAUAAAGGACUUAGGUCAAUCCUUAUACCUUCAAUUUGCAUUACUUUCUGUAUCAACAUUGCCAAGAAAUCUCGAUAACUCACUCUCAGAGCGUCUAGACAAUAAAGGCUACCUACCUGCCGCAAUUAUGACAUGAGGUACCACUCUGUCCUUGCCACGCCUACAAUAGAUGCACACUGGUCUAUUUGCUCCCACCUACUUCCUUUCAUGUGCUUACCACACAGGAUCCUGGGUAAUUUUUGUAAAGUUUUGGAGUAGUUAUAGUUUUUCAGCAAUAUUGAGCAGAAGAUACCAGCAUUUCCCAUGCAACAGGCUUUCAACCACGUCUACUUCCAUAUUAUCACAUCUGACAACAGAAGGGUACAUUGGUCAUAACUGAUGAGCUCACAUGGACACAUCAUUAUCACCUGUACUCAUUAGUUGGCUCAUUGCAAUGACCUGGCAAGAAGCAAGUUAAGAAAGUAAGAGUUUAUUUCUGUUCGCAGUUCCAGGGGAUUCGAAUCCCUCAUAGCAGGGAAGCUAUGGCAAUAGCAGCAAGAGGAAGCUGGUCAUAUUCACUCCACAGUGAGGAAGGUGGGAGUGAUGAAUGCUGCUGCUCAGUUCGGUCUCUCCCUCUUAUACAACCCAGGAUGCCUAGGCCGUGGAACAGUGCCACCCACAUUUAUAGCAUGUCUCCCCACCUCAAAUAACCUAAGGUAGAAAAUGCUCCAAUGACAUUUGUUUCCAUGGUGAUUCUAAAUCUGACCAAAUUGACAACUGAAAUUAACAUCACAGCAGCCAAUAUCCAUACUCCAUAUUGUCUCAUUCUUGGUUUUGUAUCCUAUGGGACUGGCGGUGAUCUUUUCCACAACUGGAUAGUUCCACUGCUCUACACAUUCCUUCACUGUGCCUAUCCUCACUUCUCUCUCCUUUCUAACUCAUGACUGCCACUGACCUUUUCAUUCUCUCCAUAGUUUUGCCUUUUACAGAAUAUUAUUUAUUUGAGAUUAUACAAAUGCAGCCUUUUAAUCAGUUUGGCACUUUUGACUUCUAAAAACAUAUUAAUUUCCUCCAUGUCACCCAUGACUUUACAGCCCAUUUCUUCUCAGAGUUAAAUAAUAUUCCAUUUCCUAGAUAUACCAUCACUUAAUUAUAUGCUCAGUUACUGGAGGAUAACUUGAUUGGUUCCAAGACUUGGUAUCAUGAAUAAAGCAGGAUUUUUUU